Messenger RNA from Alnus glutinosa, 2727 nucleotides. Its product is annotated as glutamate receptor 3.6-like. The record is from RefSeq and is a predicted model, not a curated record. Gene Ontology annotation, molecular function: glutamate-gated receptor activity. Gene Ontology annotation, cellular component: plasma membrane. NCBI's taxonomy places the organism in Eukaryota, Viridiplantae, Streptophyta, Magnoliopsida, Fagales, Betulaceae. Bases 1 to 2727 code for a protein of 908 amino acids. The transcript is spliced from 6 exons.
AUGAAUAUGUCUUGGCUUCUGGUAGUGAUUUUCUGGCAUGGGCUUUUCAUUGGCACUGGCGCCAAGGGUGUUCGUGUCUCUACAAGACCGAAUGUUAUUAAUAUUGGCGCUAUUCUCUCUUUCAAUUCUUCCAUUGGGAAAGUGGCAAAAGUUGCCAUAGAAGCUGCAGUCGAAGAUGUGAAUUCAAAUCCAACGGUUCUAAAUGGAACUAAACUGAAACUUGCCAUGCAAGAUACAAAAGAAUCUAGCGGAUUUCUGGGACUCGUUGAAGCUUUGCGGUUUAUGGAGAAUGAUACAGUGGCCAUAGUUGGUCCCCAACAGUCAGUUUUGGCGCAUGUAGUUUCUCAUAUUGCGAAUGAGCUUCACGUCCCCCUAUUAUCUUUUGCAGCAACAGAUCCCGCCCUGAGUUCACUCCAGUUCCCUUACUUUGUUAGGACAACGCAGAGCGACCUCUUUCAGAUGUCUGCUGUAGCAGAGAUCGUAGGCUACUACGAAUGGAGAGAUGUAAUAGUAAUCUAUAUUGAUGAUGAGCAUGGCAGAAAUGGGUUUGCUGCAUUAAGUGACAAGCUCGCUGAUAAACGUUGUAAAAUCUCGUACAAAGCACCUAUGAGCCCUAAAGUAGGCCCGAAUGAAAUCUCCGAGACACUGCUUAAGGUUGGGCUCAUGGAGUCUCGGGUAAUUAUCCUCCACAUAUAUGCUUCAUGGGGUCUAGAGGUAGUUGAUUUGGCAUGGAACAUGGGGAUGAUGGAAAGUGGAUAUGUGUGGAUAGCUAUUGAUUGGCUCUCGACUUUACUUGACACAGAAUCUAAUUCCCUCCCUCCAGCGGCAAGGGAUAGUAUUCAAGGGGUUCUUACCUUGCGCAUGCACACUUCGGAUUCAGAACUCAAAAGGAAAUUUGUUUCGAGAUGGAACAACUUGACAGACGGGCAUUUCGGACUAAAUGCUUAUGGUCUGUAUGCCUACGACACUGUUUGGCUUCUUGCUCAUGCACUUGAAGCAUUUCUAAAUCAGGGGGGACAUAUUUCAUUUUCAAAUGAUCCGAGAUUAGCCCAGUUCCAUGGAGGUAACUUGCAGUUUGAUAGGAUGAGCAUCUUUGAUGGAGGGCAGACGUUGCUUUCUAGCAUUUUAGAGGUGAAUAUAAGCGGUGUAACAGGCCCGAUCAAGUUCACUUCAGAUGGGAACCUCAUUGGUACUGCAUAUGAAGUCAUCAAUGUGAUUGGCACAGGGAUCAGCAGAAUUGGUUAUUGGUCCAAUUCUUCCGGCUUGUCGCAAAAGCUCAACGCACAAACAAAUCGUUCCCGUUCAAAUAAUCUAUAUGGUGUCAUCUGGCCGGGACAAACAACUCAAAAGCCGCGUGGGUGGGUAUUCUUAAACAACGGAAGGCAAUUGCGGGUUGGAGUCCCAGUCCGAAUUAAUUUUCGUGAAUUUGUUUCACGAGUAGAUGGCUCUGAUACCUUUCGUGGUUACUGCAUUGAUGUAUUUAAUGCUGCACUGACAAUAUUACCAUAUGCAGUCCCGUAUAAGUUCAUUCCAUUUGGAGAUGGACAUAUCAAUCCCGUAUUCACAGAUCUUCUGCACAAGAUCACAACGGGUGACUUCGAUGCUGCGGUUGGCGACAUUGCAAUUGCCACUGAUCGGACAAAGAUGGUGGAUUUUACGCAGCCAUAUAUUGAGACAGGGCUCGUUGUAGUGGCCCCCGUUCGAAAACUCAACUCUAGUGCUUGGGCGUUUCUGAGACCAUUUACUCCAAUGAUGUGGGGUGUCACAGGUAUAUUUUUUCUUGCUGUCGGAGUAGUUGUUUGGAUUUUGGAGCGUAGGACAAACGAUGAUUUCCAGGGCCCUCCUAGAAAACAGAUUGCCACGAUCAUUUGGUUUAGCUUUGCAACUUUGUUUACUGCUCAUAGAGAAAAGACUGAGAGUGGCCUUGGUCGCAUGGUGCUUCUAAUAUGGCUUUUUGUAGUUCUAAUACUCAAUUCCAAUUACAUUGCAAGUUUGACCUCAAUCCUCACAGUCCAACAGCUUUCUUACUCUGUCAAAGGGAUUGAAAGUUUGACAAGCAGCAAUGAUCCCAUUGGUUACCAGCGCGGUUCAUCAGCUGAAAAUUAUUUAAUCGACGAGCUCAACAUACAUAAGUCCAGACUUGUUCCUCUUGACUCGGAAGAAGAAUUUGAGACAGCCUUGAACAAUGGCCCCAAGAAGGGUGGUGUUGCUGCUGUGGUUGAAAAGCGAGCACAUAUGGAGCUCUUCCUCGCUACCAGAUGUGAAUUUGGUAUAGUAGGUCAAGAGUUCACCAAAAUGGGAUGGGGUUUUGCUUUUCAACGGGAGUCACCCCUAGCAGUUGACAUGUCACCCCUAGCAGUUGACAUGUCAACCGCCAUCUUAAAGUUGUCAGAGAGUGGGGAAUUACAAAAGAUUCAUGACAAGUGGCUUUCAAGAAAAGCUUGCAGCUCAGAAGGCACAAAGCAAAACAUAGAUCGCCUCCCGCUUAAAAGUUUCUGGGGGCUCUUUUUACUGUGUGGCUCAGCUUGCUUUGCUGCUCUCUUUUUGUAUGUUAUUAAGAUGGUUCAUCUGUACAUGAGGCAUUCUGGCCGGAGCUCGCAAUCAUUUCUCUCAUUUGUUAAAGAAAAGGAAAAGGAUGUUCAUAAAAUCCAAGACCCAGAAAAAAUGAGAAAGCGAAGGAAGAGGCCAGGGUAUCAAAUGGAAGAGUCCAUGAAGAUGAAUUUGUAA